GGAGACGCAAACCGUUGUGUUUCCGCCACUAUUUGAAAACAUUGCCUGUCCAUACAUGUCAAAAGUUUAUAAAUUGUAGAAUAUUAACUUAAAAUAAUGAUUUGAUAAAUCAGGAGAUGAAGAUCUAAGUAAUAUUUAGAUAGAUUGCCAAUAUCAAAAGGUAUAUGCAUAUGAAGAAAAGAUAAUUAGUACUACGCAAAAUGUCUAGCAGCAAUAAAACUUCAGCACAGGCCCAGCAGAAGUUUACAAAUCUACGUAAACGACUUGACCAGCUUGGAUACAGACAAACUUUAGGAUUAGAAUCCCUGCCACUUGUAGAAAAGUUAUUUGCUGAUCUUGUUCACACAACAGAAAGUUUAAAAAAUGCUAAACUACAGCUUGGAAAAACAGAGGUAGAAACCAAGGAUGUAGACAGUGCCAUUGAACCUUACAAGAGUGACAAUGCUAAGUUAGUAAAGGAAAAUAAUGAUCUCCAUCAGCAGAUCAUCAAACAGAAAGACGAAUCAGAUGCAAUAGUCAGAGAGUUGAAAGCAUCUUUAAGAAAACUUGAACAUGAAAAUGCUGAUUUAAAGUUCUUGAAUAAUCAGUAUGUACACAAAGUCAAACAACUUGAAAAAGAAUCCAGGGAGAAAUCUGACAGAAUUCUUCAUCUUCAGGAGAAAAACUUCCAUGCUGUUGUUCAGACACCAGGGGGUAAGAAGAAGAGCAUACCGUUCCGUCGACAGAGAAUGGAGAUUGAUUGUGCUGUUCCCCCCACUGAUGGCCUGAUUAAGCAGGCGUUUGCUGCAGCAGAUGACCCUUAUGUUGCUGACUUACUUCAAGUGGCAGACAGCAAAAUUGCAGAGCUGGAGAAAAAGGUUAACAUUGUCUGCGAUGAGAAGGAUGUGCUGGACAGAAAAUUGAAGAGCUUCAAGCAACAGGUUGCCAACAGGGAUGAGGAGAUAGAGCGUCUAAACAGAAUGUUGGAAGGUGGACGACCAUCGGAUGUUGUGGCCCUGGAGGCCCGCAACAGGGCUAAUGAACGCAUGAUAUCACACCUUAAUAUUCAGAUUGACUUCCUGCAGCAAAAAACAAGAGAGCUCGACAGGAAGUACCAGGAUUCCAAUGCUGUCAAGGAGGAUCUGGAGGUCAAUCUGAGUAAGAGUAGACUGACCAUUAAAGAUCAGGAGGCACAGAUCAAAGAAUUAGAGCUUGAUCUCAGGGAUAUUGAUCGGACAGCCAAAAGGCUGGAGUCGGACAAGAACCAUGUUGUGCGAACAGCUGAUAGAGAAAUGAUGGAAGCCAAGGGUGAGCUAGAGAAAUCAAGACAUGAACUGGAGGAUUUGGAUCUCACAAUAGCGCAGUACAAAGCUGAGACUCAGAGGUUAAGCAAGGAGAACAGUGAUGUUCAAGCUCAGCUGUCUGUCAAGAAUGGAGACUUGCUCCGGUUAGAGGAACUACUGGACCGUGUCCAGGAGGACAAGAAACGCCUUAGCAACCGCUGUAACAAGAUGAUGACCAAUGAAAAAGAACUAGUAUUGGAAAUUGAAAGACUGAAAAGAAAGAAUGGUCCCGCAACCACUGUGAAUGGCAAAAAAGGAAAGUCAGCCAGUAAACUAGAUGCCUUCAUCCGAAGUAUCGAGGAGGAGCGGAACUAUUACAAAGACCAGACUGAGGCCCUCCAGAAAAUGGUACGGGGAGAGAUUCCAUCUCGCAGCCGAAGUCCUGUCCGAUCCCGACCAUCUUCACGCAGUGGUAGUCCCAUCAGAGAUGUGGGCAGCAAGUCAGAUAAAAAGACGGUGGCACAGUAUGAGACCAUUAUCCGAGUGAUGGAGGAGGAGAGGGAUUACUACAAGAAGGAGUAUGAGGUUCUGAAGGCUGUGAAGAAAUCUGCCUCCUCAGCCCGAGCCACGCCCACCAAGAGCUUGACAUCAGAUGACCCAGAGCUUUCAAAGAUUAUCAGGGAAAGAGAUGAUUUGAAGUCCCUGUUGGACAAAUUUGAAAGGCACAUGGCAGAGAUUCAAGCCAAUGUGAAGGUCCUAACUGCAGAAAGAGAUAAGCUAAACACAAUGUAUGAGGAGACCAAAGAUGAGCUCCAUAGGGUGAGGAGGGAGCUUGUAAAAUCCCCCAAGUCUCCUAAGACCUCCCUGGCUGCUCAGGCCAUUCUCAGGCGUGUGGAAACGGAGAGAGAUGAUGCCCUACAGGAUUUACGACGUAUGUCUACAGAGAGGGAUAGUUUGAGGGAGAGGCUAAAGAUAGCCACGGAGUCAUCACUGUCUGACAGAGCCAAGUUAGAGCAGAAGAUUGAGGAUCUAGAUACUGCACUGCAUCAUGCUGAAGUGGAGAAGAAUGAGAUGACCUUGAGAAUCAGCACUCUGAAAGAGGACAUCAGGAGCUAUGAGGAUCAAGUGAAGGAACAGGCCCUGAGGCUCGGCCAGUCCCAGGACAGCCAUGCUCAGAGCAGAUCUGCAGCGGAGCAAAUGAAAAUGAUUGCUGAGGAAACUGAGAAAUCUUUGGAAGACACACAGAGGCGACUUGCUCAGAGAGAACGGGAACUCCACCACCAAGAGGAGCGAGGAGUUGCCCUGGAGGAAAAGUGUGCAGAACUCAAACGUGCCUUGGAAAUGGCCAAAGAUGACAUCAGUCAGCUUCGUGUGACCAUUAAUGCUAUGGACAGAGAAAAGGAUUCCCUACAGCACACAGUGGAUGAAAAGACAGAAAAAACAGCUCAUCUCAAUGAAGAUAUUUUACAUAAGGAAAAACUGAUGAGUGACCUCAAAAUCCGAGUGAGUGAACUUGAAGCACAAUUAGAGCAUGCUAAUGAUAAUCUGAACUUAAAAGAACGUGAAGUGAAUAGCAUGCGUCGUCAGUUAGACAGCACAUCGGAGGAUCUGAGUGAGUCCAGUCGAAGUAAAGACAUCGCUCUGCGAGAGAAUCGCCGUCUGCAGGAUGAUUUGGCAGUAAUGACAAGAGAAAAUCAGAAGCUUAACUCUGAAUUACAAGAGACACUAGAGGACAAGGAAAAUCUUAAACAUCAAGUGCAGGACUACAUGAUGGAGGUCAAACGCAUCGAGGAUGUCCUGGCCAGAAAAGAGAAUGAAAGAACAGAUUUGUUGGAUCAGUACAGAGCUCUGUCUGCUGAAGCUGAACAGUACCAGACCUCAACUCAUCAACUGGAGAGUGAGGGCUCGAAUUUACGCCUCGAGCUCAUGACAAAGGACUCAGAACUCAGGAGAGCUAGGGAUAAGCUGGACAAUCUUGAAAGAGAAAUUCAAGAGCACUUAAAUGCAGAGCAAGCUUACGAGUUACAGGUGUCCAAUCUGACCCGAUCUGUGGGUAACCUGGAGGAGGCCAUGAGGCAGACAGAGGAGGACAAACAGAACCUCCUGGAUGACCUGACCGCUGUCCGAGAACUCUGUGCCAAGUUGGAGGGCACCAAGGAGUCCAUACAUCGUCAACUCACUUCUGCCUCACUGGACAAGGAGCAGUUGACGAGUUUGAUUGAUGACAUGAAGCAGGAGACGGAACUCCUGAAGCAGCAGCUGGGAAGUGAAAGGACCAAUGCCAAGAACCUGGAGAGCCUGUUACAGAACAACAGGGAAAAGGAGUUCCAGACCCAGCUUGUCCAUCAGGAGAAGUCCUCAGAGAUCCAGAUGUUAAAGGACAGACUGGCACUCAACGAAAGCAAAAUACAAAGCCAAGGACGUGAAAUUGCAUCACUGAGAACCAGAAAUGUUGAACUGGAGGGAGAUGUUGAGAGACUGCGUCGUAACUUGACCAGUGAGAAGUUUGAAAGAGAAAGAGCUGUACAGGAACUUCGUCGUCACAACAUUGCCCCACCCAUACCCACUAUGGAGUACAGCAGUCAUCCAGGUUACUCCAGAACUUAUGCUUCCAUGACAAGGUCAAGGUCACGAUCCAGAUCAAGAUCACCCAGUCCAUCCAGAUACAGAAGCCCUGACACAUCCUACCUGAAUUCAUCUGCAAGAAGAACUCGCAGUCCUGAAAGAAGCAGCUACUUAGAUGACCCAUCAGAAACAUCGACCAAAGGCAUUGGGCAGGAUGUCUUAUGAUCCUCACAAAGCAGCAAAAUAACCUCACCAACUUAGAAACAGUUACACUUGUCAGAUUAUAUAUAUAUUUUAUAUAUGUUCAGUAUGCAUGUAGAUUUUUACACAAGGUUGAGUAAAUUGUACCAUGUAUGCGGUGUGCAAGAAAUCCACUGCCCCAGACCCGAUUCAACAUUCUGUGAUAAGGAGAAAGUGUUACUAACAUUCCAAUGCCAGCAAUUCAAAUUUAGAGAGAGGGAAAGAAUUAAUUUCUGGUGGAUAAAUUCUUUAGAGAUGUUAUAGUCUGUCAUGGUGUAGAAGGUCUCCUUAAUACCUAGCUACUUGAUAUUUUAGAUAUUUAUGUCUGUGAUAUUUCUUAGAUUUACAAUCAGUGCUGUACUGAUGAAUUCCAUGUACUCAAUUCUUUCUCUUCAAUGUUCAUGAUUAUAUGAUUUUCUGUUAACUUUCUAUCAUAGAAAGCUGUAUCCAGAGCAUGGUGUAAAUUUUGAAUACACUGUACUUAGAAAGUUGAUCUGUGUGGGAUGAUUAUGAAAGAUGAAAAAUGUCUUCAGUUUUCAAUUGUUAUUUCCCAUUAGUUAUCUUUAUUUUGUACAAUUCAAGCUGUCCGUCCGUCCAUUCAUUAAUUUUUUAAUAUUGCCAGUUUUGUUUGAAUUUGUUUUAUUGAUUUUUUUUUAUAUUUAGUUAAACACUUUUACUCUUUGUAUUAGUAAUUUAUAUGCAUUUUUGUUGUAAAUUUGAUGCCAUACAAUGGACAUAAUCUGUAGCAAUAUCGUGCAUGCAUUUGUCAGAGCAAAUUAAUUUAUAUCUAGGUUCAAAAUUAGCAUUUAGUUUAUUAUUCAUGUCUAUGCAUAGAAAGUGCUGAAAACGGGGGUAGAAAACAUCAAAUUUGUUUCACUAAAAUUCUUGGAACAUGGACACUUAUUUUGGUGUUGAAGAGUGUGUAAUUUUUUCCUUUUGUGUUUUGACUGUAAACAAAUACUGGAUUGUGAUGGAAACUGUCGUGUACGAUAUGAAGUUUUUCACAGUUUAGGGUUGUACUACGGUACACUGCAUCUGUUGCAAGAGACAUGUACUGUUACAAUCUGAGGGAGCGGCAAAUUCAUAAAUCAUCCAAGUCACAGGAUUUGUUAGGCAGUCUGACUUUAACACAAGUGGUUUCUUCUUUCAGUACUAAAUAUUAAUUUAUAUCAAAAAGCAUAUUUAUGAAAUAAAUUAUUUAUAUUGAAA
Messenger RNA from Ostrea edulis (European flat oyster), 5276 nucleotides. RefSeq names its product centrosomal protein of 135 kDa-like. Bases 201 to 4052 code for a protein of 1283 amino acids. The record is from RefSeq and is a predicted model, not a curated record. Lineage: Eukaryota; Metazoa; Mollusca; Bivalvia; Ostreida; Ostreidae. The transcript has 22 exons.